Messenger RNA from Closterium sp. Naga37s-1, 1707 nucleotides. NCBI's taxonomy places the organism in Eukaryota, Viridiplantae, Streptophyta, Zygnematophyceae, Desmidiales, Closteriaceae. The record is from the annotation of a GenBank genome assembly.
AUGGCGGCGGUGCGAGCGCAAUCGGCGGCGGAUUCUGUGGGGGUGGAGCGGCUAGAGAUUACGCAGCCCGACGACUGGCACCUGCACGUGCGGGAUGGCGCUGCGCUGCAAUCCGUUGUGCCGUUUAGAAUCGCAUGCACACCAUCCCCCUCCUCUCUCCCCCUCUUGUUCCCCCUCUUCCCCCCUGCUCCCCAUUUCUUCCCCUCUCUCCCCCUUUCUCCACCCUUCCUCCACCCUUCCUCCCCUCCCCCUCUUCCCCUCCUCUUCCCCUCUCCCCCACCUACCCCUCCUCCUCCCCCCUACCCCCUUCCCGGCAGCGCGGCCGUCUUCCACCGAGCAGUCAUCAUGCCCAACCUGCGCCCACCGGUCACCACCGCACUGGCAGCAGCAGAGUACCGCAAGCGGGUGCUGGCAGCGGUGCCAGAGGGGAGGCGAGGGGAGGAGGGCUUUAAGCCGUUGAUGACGCUGUACCUUACAGAUGACACCACACCGGAAGAGGUGCAGAAAGCGAAGAGCAGAAGCGUGGUGGUGCUGUUCAAGCUGUACCCCGUGCAUGGGAGUGACGACCAACUCCCAUUAGGACGGGGGCCUAGUGGUGGCAUUCAAGCUGUACCCUGCGGGAGCGACGACCAACUCAGCAGCGGGAGUGACGGACCUCUUUGGGCGCUGCUUCCCUGCCAUUCAGCACAUGGCGCAGAUUGGCAUGCCGCUGCUCGUGAGUUUGGGAGGGGGCAAGAAAGAUUCCAUUCACCGGGUGCUCUCGCCUCUGCUAUUAGGGAAGCCAACACUACAACCUUCCCUGUCCCCCCCUCCCUCUCCCUCCACUCCCAGCUGCACGGGGAGCUGGGGGACCCAUCAGUCGUCACAGCUGCACGGGGAGGUGGGGGACCCAUCAGUCGACACAGGUUCGACCGCAAGAAAGAGUUCAUCCACCGACCGACUCCUCUCGCCCCUGCUGGUGCACGGGGAGGUGGUGGACUCAUCAGUCGACAUCUGCAUGGUGAGGUGGUGGAUCCAUCAGUCGACAUGCUCGACCGCGAGGAGUUCAUUCAUCGACUGCAUGGAGAAGUGGUGGAUCCAUCAGUCGACAUGUUCGAUCGCGAGAAGGAGUUCAUCCAUCGAGUGCUCUCGCCCCUGCUAGCCCGCCUGCCCUCCCUGCGAGUGGUUCUCGAGCAUGUCACCACCGCAGAUGCGGUCGAGUUUGUGUUGAAAGCACCUGAGGGGCGGGUGGCUGCUACAGUGACCCCCCAGCACCUGCUGUGGAACCGCAACGCUCUGUUCACAGGGGGCAUCCGCCCGCACCACUUCUGCCUGCCCGUGUUGAAAAGAGAAACCCACCGCCAGGCGAUAGUGGCUGCAGUGACGGGCGGCAGCACUCGUUUCUUUCUCGGCACCGACAGCGCACCUCACGAGCGCACCACUAAGGAGGCACCAUGUGGCUGCGCCGGGAUCUUCUCUGCGCACGCCGCCCUGCCUCUCUACGCCCGGGCAUUCGAGCAGGCAGGCGCACUGGACAAGCUCGAGGCCUUCACGAGCUUCAACGGACCUGAUUUCUACGGCCUGCCUCGCAACUCCCGCCGCAUCACCCUCAUCCGCCAGCCGUGGGCCGUGCCCGACUCGUACCCGUACGGGGAAGGCAAUGGCUCCCUCGUACCCAUGCUGGCAGGCGAGCAGCUAGAGUGGCAGGUGCUGCCUUUGGAUCACUGA